Molecule: messenger RNA, 1974 nt
Organism: Rubroshorea leprosula
Lineage: Eukaryota; Viridiplantae; Streptophyta; Magnoliopsida; Malvales; Dipterocarpaceae
Source: the annotation of a GenBank genome assembly
CUAACUGGAAAAUUUCCCAUUUGGUUGUUGGAAAACAACACAAUGUUAAACACACUUUUGCUGGUUAACAAUUCCCUCUCUGGACCAAUUACAUUGCUAGCUCAUUCUCAUAUGAGUUUGGAAGAUCUAGAUAUCUCCAAAAAUUUCUUGGAUGACCAUAUUCCAAUGAAGAUUGGAGCAUCUUUGCCAAGUUUACGAUAUUUAAACAUUUCAAGAAAUUCUCUUACUGGUAGCAUUCCUCCUUCAAUUGGUGAUAUGAAGUUGCUCAUGUCUUUGGACUUAUCUCACAAUAACCUAACUGGUGGAAUACCUAAGAAGUUAACCAUGGGUUGCUCAUCAUUACUGUCCCUUAUUCUAUCAAACAACAAUCUGCAAGGCCAAAUUUUCUCUGAGAAAUUUAGCUUAUUCCAGUUGGAGAAAUUACAGUUGAAUGGCAAUUACUUUUCUGGAAGUAUCCCAAAAUGCUUAUCAAAUUGCUCCAAUUUGUAUUCAAUAGAUUUCAGCAAUAACAAUCUCUCUGGAAGGAUCCCGAGCUGGAUGGGUAAUAUGUCAUACUUGCAAGAAAUUAUCAUACCUAAUAAUGGUCUUGAAGGUCCAAUUCCUAUCAACUUUUGUCACCUUCAAUAUCUUGAAAUUCUAGACCUUUCAAAUAACAAUAUUUCAGGGCGUUUGCCAGCUUGUUUCAGCCCAAGAGAUAUAAAUCAUGUUCAUUUAUCCAAAAACUGGCUAGAAGGGUUGCUAACAACACAAUUUUGUAACAGCUCGUCUCUUGUAACGCUAGAUCUUAGUGACAACCAGCUAAGUGGAAACAUCCCAGAUUGCAUCCAUAUGCUUGGCGAGUUGAGUUAUCUUAUCUUGAAGAACAAUAAUCUUGAAGGUGAGAUCCCAAUUCAGCUAUGCAAGUUGCAAAAAUUGAGCUUGAUUGAUCUAUCUCAAAACCAUCUUAAGGGCCAUAUACCUUCUUGCCUAAAUAUUACCACUUUUGAUGAGGCUAACAAAGUUGGUCCAUCUAUAGCUCAAGCUCCAUCUAUAGCUCAAGCUCCAUCUUAUGCUCAACCUCCAUCUUAUGGUCAACCUCCUGAGCCAAUUUCUACAGAUGAACCAGUGUAUUUCACAACAAAGAAUGUGUCAUAUUCUUACAAGGGAAGACUUCUCACCUACAUGUCUGGAAUAGACCUAUCCUGCAAUAAACUGACAGGUGAAAUUCCUUAUGAAAUUGGGCACCUUAGUAAGAUUCAUGUACUAAACUUGUCUCAUAAUUUCUUGGUUGGUCAAAUUCCAUCUACAUUUUCUAAACUUGAGCAAAUCGAGAGCUUGGAUCUUUCCUACAACAAUUUGAGUGGGAAAAUUCCUCCCCAACUUGUUCAGCUGCAUUACUUAUCUUCCUUUAGGGUGGCAUACAACAACCUAUCAGGCAAGACACCAAAAAGGGUCGGGCAAUUUGGAACAUUUGAUGAAAGUUGUUACCAGGGUAAUCCUUUGCUUUGUGGGGAACCAAUGAAAAGUUGCUCAGUGUCAAGUCCACCACCGUUGAUCCAAGGAGGUCCAACCCAGGGUAGAGAAGAUGAUGGUUUCAUUGAUAUGGGUGUCUUCUAUGUGAGUUUAGUUGUGUCUUACAUAAUGGUGCUCAUAACUAUAGCUGCAGUUCUCUACAUAAAUCCUUAUUGGAGACGGGCCUGGUUUUAUUACACUGAGAUGUGCUUCAUUUCUAGCUACUAUUUUAUAGUAGAUCAUCUACCCAAGCAAUUUCAUUAAAGAAUGUAGCCAUAUUAUAGGUGUCAUUCUUAAAUAUAUAUGUUCUUAUUGUUUCCUGUUCGGAAUUGCAAUGAGAAGUCAUACAUAUAUGCUCUUUCAAGUAAAACUAGCAAGCAGAGUCUGGGACCGAAUUUGACAUAAGUCAAGUCGUGAGGGAGUAUUGAUUGGAGUAACGACCUGUUCCUAUUGGGCAAUUGAAAAUAAUACUUGAUUGGAGUA